Haliaeetus leucocephalus (bald eagle) is the source of this 2737-nucleotide messenger RNA. It is a transcript of the gene TAFA2, whose product is annotated as family with sequence similarity 19 (chemokine (C-C motif)-like), member A2. Lineage: Eukaryota; Metazoa; Chordata; Aves; Accipitriformes; Accipitridae. The record is from RefSeq and is a predicted model, not a curated record. The transcript is spliced from 5 exons. Gene Ontology annotation, molecular function: receptor ligand activity. The coding region runs from base 1 to 396 and encodes 131 amino acids.
AUGAAUAAGAGAUACUUACAGAAGGCAACAAAAGGAAAACUGCUAAUAAUAAUAUUUGUUGUAACGCUGUGGGGGAAAUUAGCAUCUGGGGCAAAUCAUCAUAAAGCUCACCAUGUUAAAACGGGGACCUGUGAAGUGGUGGCACUCCACAGAUGUUGCAAUAAGAACAAGAUAGAAGAAAGAUCACAGACGGUGAAGUGCUCCUGCUUCCCUGGGCAGGUAGCAGGUACCACCCGGGCAGCUCCUUCUUGUGUUGAUGCUUCAAUAGUGGAGCAGAAAUGGUGGUGCCACAUGCAACCAUGUCUUGAAGGGGAGGAAUGUAAAGUUCUUCCAGAUCGUAAGGGAUGGAGCUGUUCCUCUGGGAAUAAAGUAAAAACAACUAGGGCAAACGUGUAAAACUCCUCAAGUCCGAAUGGAGAAGUAGAGAAAGGAGGUUUCUGCUGUGCCUGAUGACAAUUUUUGAUUUUUCCACACACACAAAAUAUUCUGGCUCCACGUUGGAGCACUAGUUGUGAUGAAUUCUAGUCUUGGUCGGACUCUAAGGAAGGGCCAGAACGUUCGUUGAGGAAUAAAGAGUCAAACCACUCCAGAAAAUGUGUUCCAGCCCUGGUUUAUUACUCACAGAGCAGCAGGUAACCCGAUAGCUAAAGACAAAUCAAGUCAGUCUCAAGGCUGAUAACAUUAAAUACAACACAUAGGAAUUUAAUUCCUCCAGGCAAUCCUUGAAGUGAAAUUUUAUACUGCUGGGGUGUAUCCUUCAGAAUCAAUUGUUUCAAUGAUAACCUGGCUUGUAAUCAGCAACAGCCUUGAGAUCAAAACUACUGGAAAGUUAUUCUGAACUUCUGUGUCACAAAGAUUUCAACUGAUUGAACUGUGUACACUUUUAAAAUUGCCCUUGCUGAGGAAUUUGCAGCUGUAAUCACAAGAGUUGAUAUUCAAAAGGUGCAGAAAAGAAGCAAUCUUUGGAUUCUCCAUUCCAGACCAGCAGCUUUUCAUCUUGAUGAAGUCAAACUCCAAAAUGUAUUGGUUCCUUCCCUCUAAAAUGAUCCCUGGUCCACCAUUCAGAUUGCUGGUGGGACUGCACACUGCUUUAAUUAAAUUUCUGUUGCAGAAAUUGUCCUCUGGCAUGGCGCAGUUUUAGACAUUUUUAUUUGUAUUCUAAUCUUGGAGCUCUCAAAGGUACAUAUUUCAACAUCUUGAAGUUGCUUUUGUUAUAGGAAUGGAAAUAUAUAUCCAUUGUUAAUAAUUAUUGUUGACAAGUAAUAGUUAUCUGAAUACAUCAGUCAUAUUAGAAUGUAUAGUCAGGUUGACAUGUUUCCCUAAGGCUAACCAGCUACUGCAGCUCUUUGGCAGUUAAAAAAGUAGUGGUCAAAACUCAAUUACCACUUCCAUUAUAAGGCAUUUUAUACCUUUAAGAUAUACAUUUCCAUUUAGUUUGAAGGAGAUGGGUGUUCCUGAUACGUACUUUACUUUCCCAACCUUUAAUUCAUUGAAAUUCAUGGUAAGCAAUGACAGCAUUUCGUCCCUUUUUAUAAAGGUAGGCAGGGAUGUAAAUGAGUUUUGCAAUUAUGAAAUUGGAUGGUAAUCAUUCAGAAUUUUUGUCUUUUUAUUAAAAAAUAAAAUCUCUUGCUUGAACCUAAGUACUGUUGGAUGCUUAUGUAGAUGUCUGCUCAGUCUGUUUGCUAUCAAGGAAAAAAAGUCCUAGUGCCCUCCCAGAUUUACAGUUUGUGGGUAUUUUGCUUGCUUACAGUCAUCCAAUUCAGAUCUGAUCCUUGCCAAAAUCACAUUUACUUUUUCAUUUUUUGUUUCAGUAGCAAUUUUUGAACUUUGUGAUGUGCUGUUACAUGAAAAAAAUCCUCAAUAUUUAAAGGCCUUAAGCAUCUAUGAGCUUUUUUCUAAGUUAUUACAGAAUGUAUAAUUUUAUACUCCAUUUAAUGUAUAUUGUACCAUCUGUAAUAUUGAUACAGAAAUUUGGCAAUGCCUUUUAGUGACACUGCAUAAGCAUGCUGACUGGAGAGGGUGAGGGAGUUCUGACUGUGUGCUUUGGUGCAUUGAAAUGAAAACCACACACGCUUAAUGGUAGUCCAAAAUAUAUAGGGCCAAGCUUAUUUAAAAGUCCUGUGUGGUUACCAGACCCCCAGAAAAAGAGGGAAAUGAUUUUAUCAUUACAAGCCAUUGACGUGGCUAGGUAGCUAUAUAUUAAGUUCCAUGAUGGAUGAACACCCUGGAGUGCUCUGCCUGUCACAGUAGCCCCUGCUGUUCCAAAACCAUUUCAUUACCUCUGCUGUAUUAUUGCACAGGAGAGCUUAAAUAAAAUAAAUGACUGUUGGGAAUGAAACUGAGAAGUAUAUUCUAUCAUUCUGCUGAGAAAUAAAAAAUGUUGGCAGGGAAAGAUAUUCUUUUCUGAUUAAAAUUUAAUUAGGAUAAACUGUUUGUAGGAGCAACUAGGUAUCUCAGUAUUUUAGGAUGGAUUAAUAUUGUAUGGAAUUGUGCUAACAGGUGCAGGACAGAAGGUAGCAUUUUCAAGAGGUUGUUUGGGACAGUGCAAAGUGUAAAUGUACUGGUUUGUAAAAUCUGAAUGUGGCCUCUCUUUGGUCAAAAAUCUACAUCAUGCUUCUCAAUAUUUGGUUUCCUUGUUUCUUUGUUCCUAAACCAACACUGAAAAUACUGUAUUAUAUACAAGUGUAACACAUGCAUAUCAAUAAGUGAAAAUAAAUGGAUUUUCAAAUAUACUGAA